AUGCCUUCUAUUCCUAUCGCGAGCUCAAGACGGCCCUCGGAGGUUCUGUACUCCCACCAUGCUUUCUCUCAGUCCCCUACCUCUGGCAACAUCGUCUACGGCUCAGUCGGCCGCUCAGCCUUUGCCGACGCGCUUAGCCUUUCUCCAGCAUUCUCCAACACCGACUCGGGAACUAGUCCCCACAGACCCUUCAUCCUUUCUCAGCGCCAAGCACAGAUCCUGGCUAACGAGGAAGCAGAUCUUCUUAACCAACAAUCUCAAAACUUUUUUGGUACAUCUCCAACUAGCUCAAAUGCAACACUGGCCCCAGGUGCUGCAAAUGCUCCUGGAGGUUCAAGAAACCCUUCUAUUGUGUCUUAUGGUGCUCUCGACCAGGCCUUUACUAACAUGACCAAUGACCAAGACGAACUUGAAGCAACUCUCACUCGCGUAGCAACUAUCAACAAAGCUUGGGAUGAGGCUGUCGAAAAGGGCCAAGCAAACACAUCUUACUCUAACGAAAUCAAAUAUCUUCUUAAAAGCUCAGGCCCUCUGAUUGUAACCUUCAUUCUUCAAAACUCUCUUACCGUUGCAUCUAUUUUUACAGUUGGCCAUCUCGGAAAGUCCGAGUUAGCUGCAGUCUCAUUAGCCUCUAUGACAGCAAAUAUUACUGGUUUUGCCUUAAUUCAGGGGUUGUCCACAUGUCUUGAUACGCUUUGUGCCCAAGCCUAUGGUGCAGGCAACUACGAACUCGUCGGCGAGUAUUUCCAAAAAUGCUCCAUUAUGAUUGCAUCUUGGUUUGCUCCCUUUGCUAUUCUCUGGGUUUAUUCCGAACCAUUAUUUGCUCUUAUUGUUGCCCAUGAUGAUCCCUCCCUCGCUCCCCUUGCAGCUUCUUAUCUCCGCGUUGUAUUGGUAGGCGUGCCUGGAUUCAUUGCGUUUGAGUGUGGUAAGCGCUUUGUCCAAGCACAAGGUAUUUACACUGCAUCAACAUAUGUUCUCUUUAUCUGUGCCCCUAUAAACAUUUAUCUCAACUAUUAUCUCGUUUGGUCACCAGUCAUUGGUGUUGGCUUUGUCGGUGCUGCUCUUGCUGUUGCCAUUACCCAAUGGCUCAUGGCUAUUCUUUUAUUCCUUUAUGUCCGUUUUGUUGACGGCAUGAGAUGUUGGAACGGUUUCUCUCUAAAUGUUUUUACUAACUGGGGUCCUAUGAUGAAGCUUGCUAUCCCUGGUGUAAUUAUGAUUGAGGCUGAAUUUUUUGCUUUUGAAAUUCUUACCUUUUGUGCAUCUAUCCUCGGCACCACUCCCCUUGCCGCUCAGUCCAUUCUCAUCACAACAUGUUCUUUCCUUUACCAAAUUCCCUUUGCUGUCAGUAUUGUGGCUUCUAAUCGCAUUGCCAACUUCAUUGGCGCCUCCGUUUCUGAUAAUGCUAAAAUAGCCAAAAAUGUGGUUAUUGUCUUUGGUAUUCUUAUUGGCAUAUUUGAUGGAACUAUUCUUUACGUUUUCCGCCACACUAUUGCAAGUGCAUUUUCUGAUGAUCCAGAGGUAACUGCUCUUUUCCUUCAUACCAUUAUCCCAUUUAUGUGCUCUACUUUUGUGGAUGCCCCUGGUGCUAUUCUUGGUGGUGUUCUCCGUGGGUUUGGCCGCCAAGCUAUUGGCGGGUAUCUUAACCUCUUUUUCUACUACGUAGUUGCGCUUCCCCUCGGCAUGAUUCUUGCUUUUAAGUUUGAACUGAGCUUAAGCGGAUUUUGGUUGGGUAUUUUUAUCGCUCUUCUUUCUAUUAACAUUUGUCAGUUCUUUUACGUCCAGAAAGUUGACUGGAAGGCCCUUGUUCAAGAAGCUGAAGAACGUCAAGGAGUUGAAGAAAUUACUCCUUAA
Molecule: messenger RNA, 1851 nt
Organism: Magnusiomyces paraingens
Lineage: Eukaryota; Fungi; Ascomycota; Dipodascomycetes; Dipodascales; Dipodascaceae
Exons: 1
Coding region: 1-1851 (616 amino acids)
Biological process (GO): xenobiotic detoxification by transmembrane export across the plasma membrane
Cellular component (GO): membrane
Molecular function (GO): xenobiotic transmembrane transporter activity; antiporter activity
Source: RefSeq, a predicted model, not a curated record